AUGGACAAGCAAAGUAUCUCAGUCAACCUCUUUGGCCUAGGAUACAAAACCCCCCUCAUCGUAGGGCCAGUAGGCGUGCAAGGCCUCUUCCACAACGACAAAGAAACUGGCGUUGCCGAGGUCUGCGCAGAACUUGAAGUUCCCUACACCCUAAGCACAGCAAGCAGCAGCUCGAUUGAGGACGUCGCUGCAGCAAGUAAAUCCGGCCCUCGAUGGUUCCAGCUUUACUGGGUGCACGACAAGGAUAUCCUCCUCUCACUACUCAAGCGCGCCAAAGAGAAUGGGUUUACAGUCCUGGUCGUGUCCCUUGACACAUGGACGUUAGGAUGGCGACCUACAGAUCUCGAUCAGGGAUACUUUCCGUUUUAUUGGGGGAUUGGCAAUGAGGUGGGUUUUACGGAUCCGGUGUUUAGGGCCAAGUAUGAGAAAGCAGGUGGAAGGAUCGAGGAAGACAUUAUUGGGGCUGCGAAGGCUUGGGUCGCGGAGUUGGACGACCAGCCGCAUACAUGGGAGCAGGUGGAAUUUUUGAGGAGGCAUUGGGAGGGUCCGAUUGUUUUGAAGGGAAUCCAGCAUGUGGGUGAUGCGAGGAGGGCGUUGGAGACGGGGUGUGAGGGGUUGAUUGUUUCGAAUCAUGGGGGUCGGCAGGUUGAUGGUGCUAUUGGGUCAUUGGAUGCGCUUCCCGAAAUUGUUGAUGCGGUGGGUGAUAAGAUGACGGUAAUGUUUGAUUCUGGGGUAAGAACGGGGGCGGAUGUCAUGAAAGCAUUGUGUCUUGGAGCUAAGGCUGUUCUGAUCGGAAGGCCUGUUAUAUAUGGCCUUGCUAUUGGGGGUAAGAAGGGCGCAAAGUCUGUGAUUGAGGGAAUACUUGCAGAUCUGUGGCAGGGUAUGGGGUUGGCCGGCAUGGAGACAGUUGCUGAUUGUAGUCGGGAUUGCAUGAGGAGAAUCAAGUAUCCUGGAGACUUGAAAAGCAUGCUGUGA
Aspergillus pseudoviridinutans is the source of this 975-nucleotide messenger RNA. RefSeq lists its product as uncharacterized. The transcript has 2 exons. The record is from RefSeq and is a predicted model, not a curated record. NCBI's taxonomy places the organism in Eukaryota, Fungi, Ascomycota, Eurotiomycetes, Eurotiales, Aspergillaceae. Gene Ontology annotation, molecular function: oxidoreductase activity; FMN binding. Bases 1 to 975 code for a protein of 324 amino acids.